AUGUUUCGUUUUCUAGGCUUUCCGACCAAAGGGGCGAAAGUUCUACACGCUCUAGAAUAUAAGAAGUCGCACUUGGGAAAGACAGCCAAAUUAGUGGUAGAAUUGCCCGACGGCAAGGUUGAAAGCUACUUCCUUAAGGUACCAAAGCAUAUCAACUUGUUUUUUCUCCUUCUAAAAUUUGAAACUUCAACAGAUCCUACUGAUGGGAGAGAUUGGUCGGAAGAUGUGCGAAGGAGAGUAUGAAUCACUCAAAGCCAUAUAUGAGGUAUCCGCAGGAUUCGUACCAAAAUCAUAUUAUUGGGGGGAAUACGACAAAAACACCCAGCCAUACUUCCUUUUAGAGGAGUUUCGUGACAUCGGAAAACAAGUAAGAGCAUUGGUGUACUUUCUCCCUUCAUCAAGAAGCUUAACUUCUUCUUCAGCCAGCCGAUCCAAUAACACUCGCUACAAAACUUGCAGACCUCCACAAGCACUCUAAGUCACCUAUGGGAAAAUUCGGGUUCCAUGUCAAAACUUGCCACGGUGGGAAUGAGCAGCAAGUAGAUCACUGAAUGAUUCUUGGGCAGCUUUAUUUCAUCGGCAUCUAGGACACAUCAUUUCUCUGGCGAAAUCGACCUUCAAUUGGCAAAAAUUCGAUAUUGUGAGCGACUUGACGUUGGAAAAAGUAGUACCACGACUUCUGCUUCCUCUACAAGAGAAUGGACGAGUCCUCAAGCCUUCGCUUAUACAUUGAGAUUGCUGGGAUGGAAAUACGGCAUUAGAUGGCGCAACUGGCGAGGCCUUUGUCUUUGAUGCUUGUUCUUUCUACGGGCAUAAUGAAUACGAUACAGGGAAUUGGAGAGCCUCUCGACAUCUGUUGAGCGACGAGAAGUAUAUGGAAUGUUAUAAGGAAAACUUUCCGGGUUCCGAACCAGUGGAGGAUUGGGAUGCGAGAAACUUGCUUUAUAGCUUGCCGUUUAAUUUGGGGAAUGCGAUGUAUAUUCCAGAGUCGGACCAGAGACAGGUGUAAGUAUAACUUUCCAAUUUAUGGGUAUGCAUUGCUAAAUUACUUAGUGUCUAUGAGGACAUGAUGACGCUG
Messenger RNA from Hymenoscyphus albidus, 1078 nucleotides. The record is from the annotation of a GenBank genome assembly. NCBI's taxonomy places the organism in Eukaryota, Fungi, Ascomycota, Leotiomycetes, Helotiales, Helotiaceae.